This is a messenger RNA of Sclerotinia sclerotiorum 1980 UF-70, 1059 nucleotides long. RefSeq lists its product as hypothetical. The coding region runs from base 1 to 1059 and encodes 352 amino acids. The record is from RefSeq and is a predicted model, not a curated record. NCBI's taxonomy places the organism in Eukaryota, Fungi, Ascomycota, Leotiomycetes, Helotiales, Sclerotiniaceae. The transcript is spliced from 4 exons.
AUGAUAUCUAAAAAGGUUGCAAAGGACCAAGUAAAGAACGGACCGCUUCAAGGCAGUCUUCCUGGCCAAGAAGUGAACUCGAUUCCUCUCCAGUCAGGUAAAUCUUUAAUCAUGGCGCCCGGUUUCAACACCAAGUCUCCCACUAUGAAGCGCAUCAUGAAAGAAGCCGCGGAACUCUCACAACAUCCAUCUCCAGACUACACAGCUUCUCCGGCCUCAGAUACCGAUCUAUUUGAUUGGCACUUUACACUACGUGGCCCUCCAUCCUCGUCUUUCGCCGACGGCAUUUAUCACGGACGCAUCGUUUUACCACCACAGUAUCCCCUCCGGCCCCCGUCAUUUCGAUUUCUUACGCCCAGUGGAAGGUUUGAGGUGAAUCGCGAGAUCUGCUUAAGUAUAAGUGGGCACCAUGAGGAAACAUGGCAACCUGCGUGGGGAAUACGAACCGCAUUAGUAGCCCUCAGAUCUUUUAUGGAGACGAGCCCUUCAGGACAAUUAGGAGGCGUCGAUGCGAGCGACAGUGUUCGAAGGAGAAUAGCCGGGGAGAGUAGAGGAUGGAAGUGCGGGGUCUGUGGUGGAAGGAGCUGCGAGGAGAUUUUAGGAGAGGCAGAACAACUUGCGAAAGAACUCGAGGGCGAAGGAACCAGUUCUAAGAGAGAGGAAGAGACUGUUCCACCUGAGAUGCAAAUAGGGUUUAAGCAGGAGACGAAAGAAGAAAUGGAAUCAAAUCAGAAUAUAGAUAAAGAGAACAGUAAACCUGCGGAGAAGACGCCAUCGGCACAGGUUGAAAGCGAAUAUCCACCUGCGAGACCAGCACAAACGGUACCUCAGCCUACAGCUACGAUACCGCUCCCUCAGCCUACAGCUACGAUACCGCUCCCUCAACAUACCCAAUUCCAAGCCCAACCUCGAAGACAAAUAGCACAAGCCCAUGUUCAGUCAAAUGAUGGUGUACCCGUAUGGGUCGAUCGAGCUAUCGCGGGGGAUUUCCUUCAAAGUUCAGAAAUUCCAUACUUGAAAUUCCCAGAUCUGUUUGAACAGCCGAGAUCCCUUUUGUAA